AUGGCUGGGUCCCGAAGGAAUCCGCUGAUGAAAGACCAGUGGAGAGCCGACGACGACCACAUAGCGAGAGACAACCUACAUCCACAUCCUAGAGAAAGGGACCGAGAAAGAAACCGCGAACGGCCUGAGCGGCGUCCACGAUCACCGCCGCCCUCGCGUCGAGGAGGAGGCCGUGGCCACGAAAGGCCCAGAGGGCGUGGUGCCUCGUUCGUUAGCAAUAAUCCAUCGUCCCGUCGUCCCCUAUCAGGUCGAAGGGGAGAUCAUAAGAAACACCACAAUAGCGAUCAUAGUAAUAAUAUUAAUAAUAAUAAUAGGAGCCGGCAGCUUUCUCCUUCCUCUCACGACAAGAUUGCAGACACUGAUCAGCGAGACUCUACGCGUCAGUCAGAGGGCCAGGUAAAUUUUCGAGGUGACCCGAAACAUAGCUCACCACCACAAUCUCCUGCCCCGCCACCCAAACGGAAACGAAGUCGGAGCAUCUCGCCAUCACGACUGCAGCCGCACCCCCGCCCCAAGCGGCGAGACGGUCGUAAUCCUGACCGCCCUGAGAGAGGCCGGGGUCGAUCUGAUCGCAAUUUUUCUCCCAGAAGAGGCCCCAUUCCACGUGGGAAGGAUUAUCGACCAGCGGAUCUCCGUUCUGAAGCCUCGGCAUCUGAUUACUUGCAGUCUCGCCGCAGACGUUCCAGAUCGCCAGAUUCAUUUAUAGGAAGACGCAGUCUAUCCCCUCGUCGCGUUUCUCGGAGUCCUCCACCUACCAAGGGCUACCAGGAUCAUUCUCCACGUCCUUCCUCUCGUCACUCCUUGUUGUCAAGAAGCUCAAGGCAAUCCCCACAGCCCACCUAUCGAAAAAAAACAGAUAUGCAAUCUACGCGUCCGAUCCAGUCUGUUGUAGAUGACUCACGACGCUCCCCGUCCCCUCUCCGCCCCAUCCCGAGUUUUGACGCUGGGAACCCGAAACAAAAUACCGAAAGUGAUAGUCGGAAACGGGAUACUUUUCAAAAGCACAGUAUGCGCGGCGCGGAAAUUCGUGGUUCACGUCGACCAUCCCGUCCACAAAUCGAUACUCGCGGGUCUUACAGUACCUCGCCACAGUAUGUGACGCCUACAAGCUCCCACCUUGGGUCUCCACAAUCAGGAUCCCCACAUAGUGGUGGUAGAGGAUCUUGGUCGGGUCAGCAGCAAUACCAUGGGCAGCAAGGACAAAUGGGCAGCUAUUCUCCACCUUAUCGUCAGGCGACUUACCCCCCACCUCAGGGCGGGCCGCAAGGACAAUAUUACCAAGGCCAGCCUUAUUCGGCCAACGCAGCUCAUGGACAACAACCAGGAUACUCUAGUCAGCCAUAUCGAGCUGGACCUCCUGGAUACCGAGGCACUCAAUAUAAUCCAACCCAGGAUCGUCGAUUCUCCGUCACAAGUUCUCAAUCGUAUGGGAACGCUCAGUCACCGCCCCAAACACAAACGCAGCAGCAGCAACAACGGGGGAGGGGGAGCCACUUUAACAAUUUGCAAUGGACCCCGUCCGCUAACCGCGGCCGUGGGGCACAUGGACCCCCCGGAGGUCCCCUUCAACAACCUCACAUUUCAGACGAACGCUUGUCGCCUGAAAUUGACGAAGACGAUAAUCCUUUUCGCCCAUCCAAAGAUUUACAGGUGGAAGAUGAAGACUCAAAGCCCAAGCCGGAGAAGCAGGAUUCAAAGAAGAUGCCACCCCCAAAUCGACAGCAUAGUGUUUCUUCACAGCCUAAAGAAAAAGAAUCAGGGAAAUUCAGUUUCGCGUUCAAAUCGAAAGCUCCUGCUCCAGCCACUCCUAAGCCAGUACCAGAUCUUGCACGAAGGAUGCGUGAGCCGCCCCCAAAGGCGAUAGAUCCACUUAAGAGCAAGCAAUCGAAUGUCCCUCCACCGAGGGACAAGCAUAUUUCCCGUCCAGAUCGGAAAGACGACAGGCGAGAUUCGCGGAGAAACGACCGCCGGUUUGACAAUCGCGGAGAAAGACAUCGUGAUCGCCGGGAUGAGCGACGGGGUGAACCUCGACAUGAGAGACGGCAAGAGCGGUCACCAGAGCGUAAGAAACCUAAGAAAAUCCUCAAGCGGAUGAAACCCCGGCCGAGUAUAUCUGAAGAGUUCUCUAAGUCCGACUCUGUCUACUACCGAAAACCCGGAAACGAGUCAGUCAUUGGAGCAGGAACAUACGGCAAGGUGUUCAAAGCUAUUCAUGUUUAUACUAAGAACAUGGUCGCACUGAAGAAGAUACGUAUGGAGACUGAAAAGGAUGGGUUCCCUGUUACAGCCGUCCGUGAGAUUAGGCUACUCCAGCACCUCCGGCAUGAGAACGUCGUCUCUCUGCAGGAGGUUAUGGUAGAGAAAAACGAAUGCUUCAUGGUUUUCGAGUACCUGUCUCACGACCUGACUGGUCUCAUCAAUCAUCCGACUUUCUCCCUCUCAGCCGCCCAUAAAAAACAUCUUGCACGGCAAAUGUUCGAUGGUUUAAACUACUUACACCACCGCGGGGUGCUUCAUCGAGAUAUCAAAGCUGCCAAUAUUCUCAUCAGCAAUCAAGGACAGCUGAAAUUUGCCGACUUUGGCCUCGCGCGGUUCUUCUCAAAGAGUCGUCAGCUAGACUACACCAACCGCGUCAUCACCAUCUGGUACCGUCCACCAGAACUCUUACUGGGAGAAACUCGGUAUGGACCAGCCGUCGAUAUCUGGAGCGCCGCAUGUGUGUGGAUGGAGAUGUUUACCAAGAAAGCCGUGUUCCCCGGUGAGGGUGGCGAGAUCAGUCAACUUGAAAAGCUGUACAAUUCUCUGGGUACUCCCACCCGUGCUGACUGGCCUGACAUCGUUGAAAUGCCGUGGUUUGAGUUAUUACGUCCAACAGAGCGGAAACCACGCACUUUCGAAGAUGCUUAUAGAGAUGUCUUGUCUCCCGCAGCUUUGGAUCUCGUUGCCAAAAUGUUUCAGUAUGAUCCUGUGAAAAGACCCUCUGCCGAGGAGGUUCUGACACAUCCAUACUUCACUACCGAGGAACCCACCCCCCAACAGGCUAUUGAACUCGCAUCUGUCGAAGGCGACUGGCACGAAUUCGAAUCCAAAGCCCACCGCAAGGAGAAAGACAAAGAAGCUCGUCGCGCAGAGUAUCAGCGCGAAAAGGAAAAGCGUAGAGUGAGUGGUGGCGCUAUUCAGAAUAGUGAUGGGCGGGACACCAAGCGGGCACGGUUGGAAGAAGAUAUCUCCUCUCAGCUUCCGUCUCUUGAAAAUUGAAAAUAGAGAUCCAGUGGUAAUCGAUUAUUGCUCCAUACGUCACUUUUUUGGUCAAAAGGGGAAAUGCCACUCGAGAGACCUAGUUUUUGUGUUUCCUCCUUGUCUUGUUUAUUUCUUUCAACCCAACAUUUAACGCUGUAGUUUUCCCACCUUCGACUUUCAUACUUGGAGAUACAAAAAGGAAAUGUGAUAUAGGCGAUAUCUUAUUGAUUAAUGUGACUUGCGCAUAACCAACUUCUUCCCUGUUUUGCCAAGUGCUUGCGGUGUUCUCUUUCCUUUUGCCCAAAUCUUCCCUAAUCUAUGCGAUUGUAACUUGCUUGCAGCGCAGACAUUUUGUAUCUGUUUUUCUCUAUCUUCCUCUUGUCUCUUCCAGUUCUCCUCUACACUUCCAGUAUUAUUGAUUUCAUAGCACGGUGUUUCCCUUUUACUCUUCAUUUAUCAAUCACAUUUUUCUAUCAU
Histoplasma capsulatum G186AR is the source of this 3717-nucleotide messenger RNA. Its product is annotated as latrunculin sensitive kinase Lsk1. Gene Ontology annotation, biological process: protein phosphorylation; transcription elongation by RNA polymerase II; positive regulation of transcription elongation by RNA polymerase II. Gene Ontology annotation, cellular component: cyclin/CDK positive transcription elongation factor complex; nucleus. The record is from RefSeq and is a predicted model, not a curated record. Lineage: Eukaryota; Fungi; Ascomycota; Eurotiomycetes; Onygenales; Ajellomycetaceae. Gene Ontology annotation, molecular function: cyclin-dependent protein serine/threonine kinase activity; RNA polymerase II CTD heptapeptide repeat kinase activity; ATP binding. Bases 1 to 3258 code for a protein of 1085 amino acids. The transcript has 3 exons.